AAGGUCUGCGCGUGGCAUCUUCACUUGGCCAUUCGCUUCGCGGACGUAGUGCGUGAAGGUUGGUUCUGUUACUGCGCUCAUCCGCAAUGUCUGCCAAGCUUUACAGCGUUCCGACAAGCCCCACGUGUGGCUUCGUCCGUUGUGUGGCGAAGCACCUCAACGUGGCGCUAUGUGUGAAAAACCUGGAUUUCUCCAAGAACGAGCACCUUACCGAGGAUUACAUGAAGCUUAACCCAUUCCGGAAAGUGCCGACGCUGGAUGAUAAUGGAUUUAUUGUUCACGAAAGCACUGCCAUCACCUAUUACCUGCUGCGCAAGUACGCCCCUAAUUCGCCGUUGUACCCGGACUGCCCGUUGAAACGCGCCCGUAUCGACCAGGUCCUGGCUACCAUCUCCAACACGAUUCGGCCUCACUUUGUGGAAUAUUGCCGCCAAAUCUUCUGCGAAGACAGAAAACCCACCGCUGAGGAAAAAGUAUUGUUCAAUUGUACCGUCAUUCAGGGGUUGCAGCAUCUUAUCCAAGGACCGUUCGCAGUUGGCGACAGCCUCACGCUCGCCGAUCUCUCAAUCAUCGCCAACCUGACGAUCGCUUUCACGAAUGGCUUCGUAGACAUAGACAAGUACCCCGCUCUGGAAGAGUACUACGAUCGUAUUAUGGACCAGCUUCCCUACUUCAUGGAGAUAUUCGCAGAAGCUGUCGGUAGUAUCCAGCAGCGUUGGUCACAGAUCCUCGACCGUCCUCUCUCUCCGAUGUCUGAAGACGAUGAAGAGCCUAUGAAUGGCACUGAACUGCCGCCAGAGUAACAACCUGGCGCUUCAAAUAAAACAAGCUUUCUCUGAA
Molecule: messenger RNA, 840 nt
Organism: Rhipicephalus microplus (southern cattle tick)
Lineage: Eukaryota; Metazoa; Arthropoda; Arachnida; Ixodida; Ixodidae
Product: glutathione S-transferase 2
Biological process (GO): glutathione metabolic process
Molecular function (GO): glutathione transferase activity
Source: RefSeq, a predicted model, not a curated record